Molecule: messenger RNA, 918 nt
Organism: Paramecium primaurelia
Lineage: Eukaryota; Ciliophora; Oligohymenophorea; Peniculida; Parameciidae
Source: the annotation of a GenBank genome assembly
AUGCAAUCACUUUCAGAAUCAAAAAAAAGGAUUCAUGAACAAUCAUAUGCAUAAAAGGUAUCCCAUCCUAUAACUCCUGAUAAAUCUCAUAUAAAAUUGAAUGAAUCUUUAUUCAAUGCAAAAAUUGUUGCAAAGAAAUCUUGUUCAUUAAUUAAAGAUGUUCAAAAAGAUGUAUAAUUGACAAUUAAAAAAUAUGAUGAAUUCUUAAAACUUUCAAAUACUCCUAACAAAAUUCCUGAUUCAAUCACAAGUUCUCCAUCCAUAAUGAAACCACAUUAAAUAGAAGAAACAACAGAACAAAAAGAUGAUGAUUAAGCUCUUCUUAAUCAAUUUUAAAGAUAUACAUAUUCUCAAGAAUUAAGAAGACAAUCUCUACCAUUAGAACGAUCUGAAUUGAGAUUAUCAAGUUUUAAAGCUAAAGAAGAACUCUUUCCUGUAGAAGACAUAAGCCCAAUCAAAUAACAAAAUAAUAGUAAUUUUGUAUUUCGAAGGAAUUCCUCUUAAAUUAUGACUUCUCCUCCUCCUCGUAAAUAAUCUUAAUAGUCUAUUCUCACAGAUUAUUAAGGAAGUUAUGCUAAAAUUCAUUUACGUAAAUCUCCAACUGCUCCUAAAAUUGAGAUUAAACAAUAAGAGAAACCAUAAUCACCUCCAGAUAUUGCAAAACGUAAUUAGGAAUGGAAAUAAAGAUUAGAAGAAAAAAUAAAUUUUGAAUAAAAAAGAAAGAGUGAAAAAGAAAUGAAAGAUUGUACAUUUAAACCAAAAUUAAAUGAAACAAAAAUGAGUGAGAAAUCUAAAACAAAAAUUACAUAAAAAAAUAAAAAGUGUAUAAAUAAUUCUUAAACUCCUGAAGUUAAAGAAAUAAUGCAUAUCAUUGCAGACUUAAAUUAAUUUAGUAAAUAAUUAAAAAAGAGAUUGUGA